This is a messenger RNA of Bolinopsis microptera, 8719 nucleotides long. Its product is annotated as calcineurin-binding protein cabin-1-like. Bases 115 to 7470 code for a protein of 2451 amino acids. Gene Ontology annotation, cellular component: nucleus. Gene Ontology annotation, biological process: chromatin organization. Lineage: Eukaryota; Metazoa; Ctenophora; Tentaculata; Lobata; Bolinopsidae. Gene Ontology annotation, molecular function: protein binding; nucleosome binding. The record is from RefSeq and is a predicted model, not a curated record. The transcript has 3 exons.
AGUAUUAUGAUCUCUUAUAAUUUAUGCUAACCAGCUGUUUGUUGAUGUAGGAUGAUACUGACGGUUUCCAAGACAUUUAUCCAGCAUUUUGUUUGCCCGACUUGAGGUAAAUUGAUGAUAAAGUUUGCUGCUCUAAACGCAACAGAAGAAGACAGCUCAGGAAGCUCACGACAAAAUAAAGAGGUCGUAGAAUCCGAUGCAUUUCAAAAGUACAACAAAGCCCUCACAUUUAUCAAGAAUAAAGAAAACGAGCUUGCAGAGAAGUCCCUGAAGGAGCUCCUUCUUCACCCCUAUUUUAACUUCGACGAUGACACCUUCUCCGGCGCUGACUUCUUCAACGACCCCGCCGUAAAGCUCCUCACUUCCAUCUACAAGAACCUUGGCAAGGUUCACGAGAACACAUCAAACUACGAUGAUGCUCUCGAGUGCUAUUUAGAGGCGGUCAGCUCUGAUAAAACGGAUAUCACCACCUGGUACAAUAUUUCAAAUGUUGCGAUCAAGAAGGUGAACUACACUUUGGCCUGUGAUUCUCUUAAAGAGUGCCUCAACAUUAACCCCUCGUUUUGGCCGAGUAUUGAUACAUUGAUAUGUCUACUCUAUGCUCUUGGUGACUACAUUUCUUGCCUGCAUCUCAUCCAACACUCGCUGUCACUUAAUACCAACUUUGAAAGAGCACUUUGCGUAAAAGCUCAAAUAGAAGAAGAAGACCCGUUUCUUUUCAAAAACUUUAGUUGGAAACAAGGUUUAGCCGAUCUUAAACCUUCAGAAUCUGCCACUGACAAGGAAAUGGAGUAUCCCAAAGAACUACGAGAAAAGGAUCAGCAAGCCAAGAAACAGUCAAUGUCUUUGAAGACUGAUCCUGUCUUAUGUCUCCGUGAGUUGUGCCUCAAAGACCCUCUAGCCGAUCUUGGCAUUGCUAUUUGUGAGCUCUUUGUCAAAAGUAAAGAAGAAGAUUUGUCACUAUUCUGCCCGGUUGACUUCUCAAAAAGCAAUCUUGAAAUCUUGUUAACCAAACACCAACCAGAAGAACCACCGCCUCCAGAGCCUUCACAAGAGGCCCCAGAAGUUGUCCCAUGUGAAGUGCCCAAAGAAGAAGAAGUUAAAAAAAAAGAAAGAGUGAGCUCAGAACUGGAGCCUCCUAUCAAGACUGAUGCUAAACUUGCAAAAGAAAUCGAAACCAAAGAGAGGAAAGAAGGACAGAGAAGGUCUAAAAGAGUACAAGAUCUUCAGUCAGAAGCAAACGACCCUCUCGAAUCUCUGACAUCACAACUUGAUACAUGGAUUCCCGAUAUCCUAAAGUUUUCUUCCGAAGAUUCCUCGCCAAAAUCGACUUCGCUGGUUAAAAACACCAACUCUUCCGACCAACAGAAAAGACAGCCUUCAAAUAUUGACGAGUACGAACUUUUAAAGAAGAUAACCGAUGUCCAAGACACGACUGUUCUUUUGGUUCCUCUUAUGACAAAUUACUGUAACCAGCUUUCGGCCCACUUCCACGAAAAGUGGUCCAGAACGGUCACUAAAUCGUUUUUGAACGUUUAUUUUAGCUAUCGAGAGUACGAAGCUUUGCCCAACAUUCUGCAAAACUUUGAACAGCAGGACACCGAGGAGAAUGUUUUGACCCUCAUGUGUGCCUUUGAAAUCAUUGUCAACUAUAAUCUCUUUCCAGGAGUCAACUUGGAGGAUCAGUAUUUCUUGGAUAUAAAAAGUUUCAUAACUAAAGGAGCUUUGGAUAAAGAUCUAGAGUUCCUGAGGACCGCCAAUCAGCACGAACGAAUCAAGGAGAUGUUCUCAACAAGUAAUUUGUACGACUCGUUCCAGCUAAGGUAUGCGUGGGCCUACUGUCUGUACGAAGAAAAGCUAGCAAAUGUGGAGUGCUCCCUAGAAUUCGCUAAACUCAGUUUAGCCAAGCAAAAGAAUGCUCAAAUGGAAGAACUUGUCAUUGCUAAUAAUGCUGUACCAUUUAUCAAUGAGCAGUCUCUGGACAAACAACGAGUUAGCCUUAUCGAGGUUCAAGAGCGAGAAAAUGUAACCAAUUUGUUCAAAGAGAAGAAUUACUCGAGAGUAGUUGAGCUAUUAAAACCCAUGCUCGAUGAAACGAAUCACGAUCUCAAAACGGACUAUGCUCAGAUUCCUAUAAGGCACAAGAACCUGCUAAUUCUCCUAGAAUCUCUGAAAAAGCUGUCCAUGAUGGAGAACUGCUUGAAAUGUGCUGAAGUACUUCUCCAUGAAAUUGUACCUUUCCUGAGGUUUACUGAUAUCUGCAAGUCCCUGUUAACGAAAAUACUGAAAUCUUUAUCAGCUUCACUUCUCGAUUGUGACUUCCAUGCAGGCAUCAUCAGUCACAGUAGAGCCAUGAGUAACAUCGUGAAAGUUAUCGUGAAGUUCUUUGAGACCCUGUUUAAAGAAGGAACAGCUCUGGCAUCUCUAGCAGAUUACCCGAUUGACCGAGCGCUGAUGAUCUACCACAUGAUUAUAGAUAAGUGCGUCCUGCAGGGGCUGUCUGAUGUAGAUGUUGUGAGCACGAAUGUUGCUAGAAUUCAGUCUCUUGCUAUGUGUCAUGACCUUCUCGGAGAGCACAGUCUUUGCUCCCUCAACAAUGGCGUGUUCUUGUCUUAUGUUAUUGACUGUUGUUACAAUUACAAGGUCAGGAAUAUUUUCAUAGAGGAUGCAACUGAUCUUAUUGAGCAGGCGACAUUUUGCUACAUUGGGCACCCGGGACCUGGGUCUAAGAGAUCAAAGAAGAACAGAGUUGAACACGGUGCCUCUCACACUAGACUUACCUUGGAGAUCUCUCUCAAAGUUUUUAAGUUUUACUGUCCCAGCGUAAUGUUCAAUCCGAUGGAGAAAGCCAAACAUCUCUCUGCUGACACGUUUGAUUUGUUGACACAAACCGUCGGGUUGUUUGAGGAAGACAUCUCGAAGACAGAUCUUUUCGUUAUGAUAAAGUUGUCUAUGGAACAAGGCAAGAUUUCCUCCUACAAGGGGUUAGAGAUAACGACUGAAAGGAAGAAUUUCAGAGGAAUUUAUUAUCUGUGUGGGGAUUAUCUGUGGAAGUAUGGAGAAUUUUUACAAGCUAUUGAUUGGUUUGUUUGUGACUUAGCGAUCAAUCCCGACAGGAUCCAGUCAUGGUUAUGUCUUGGACUUUGCUGGUUGAGCAUUGCAGAAGAUCGUUUCAACCAUGCCAAAAGUGAUCUGAAGGUCGUGAUUGAGUCAAUAGCCCCAAAAGCAGUUCUCUGUUUUGACCAUUACAUGUCAAGCUCAUCCACGUCAUUUGAUGUAGCAUCGGAAUAUUCCAUCUUCCUGUACACCAUAGCUUCCGUCUACAACCAAGUUGCUGGAGCUCUUGCUGACAAUGUUGCAGUUAUCCAAGAAAUCGACUUGAAGAGAUUAACUUUGAUAACUAAGGCUAAGGAGGUUCUCUUGAAAGGAAUUGAUCCGAUCAAACCAUCCAGCUGGGUCAAGAGUUUCAUGCUAGGGAAGAUAUCUGAAAAGCUCAAUAGCAAAGACCUUGCUUGGUUGGAUCAUUAUUUACAGGCUCUGAACGACUUGAAGGAGUACAACCAAACUGUUACCAAGAAAGUUAACACAAGUUCUCCAGUUGAGUAUUCUAUGGAGUGUAUGGAACUGGUUUUUAGAAUCUCGUAUUCCAUCUACAAACGAUCUACCGAAUACCCUGAGCUAACAAAGGACGCUUCCAAAAAGAAGAAAUUGUUAUCUAACCUGAAACCGAUAGUUUUGUUGAUGUGUCCCCAAACAACUAUUGAAGAGUUUGAAAACUCUUCGAUAAGCAAAAUCGUGUUGAUGGUACUUGAAGAGUGCUUCUCCAAAUGGCCAGAGAACUACAAGAUCCGUAAUGCUCUCUGUAAAAUUAUCCACGACUCCUCUACCACAAAUUCUGAUGAAUAUGUGAAGGCAAAGUCACUGAUGCUUCAAGAUUCCUCCAACUCUAGUGGAAUGUUCCUAUUUACUAGAAAACAUCUGUUCUUGGGUAUCUGGAGAAUUCCUGUCGACACCGUGGAUAGACCUGGUGGAUUCUUCAGACACAUGAGGAAAAGUCUCUCACUGAUUAUCGCAUCUCUUACCCAUUGUAAAGACAUCAGUAAUCUAAUCAAGUUGUUCGAGAAUAUGGUUAAAACAGCCGAGCAGCUAAACAACUUUGUAGGGGAUGUGACUCCAUUCCUGCAAACCAGCUUGACUCAGUUCGACACCCUGCUUCGUACUAGAGUGUCUGAAUAUUGUGGCCUGCCUGGAAAACACACAACCGAACAUUCAAUCAAGCUGCUGAAGCUAUGCAUCAAAGUUAAGAACAUCCAUGUGAGAUCUGGUGUGGAAACAAAGCCAGUUGAUGAAGCUAUCCUGGUUAUCUUAAAGCUCUUCAAGCUUACUGUUCCUCAGCAAAUCGCCAUUUGCGAUCCUAGGGUUGUUGAUGAGCCAGGCACUUUAUAUGAAACUGCCAACAAACUGAUUAAUGAUUUCGAACAAGUUCAAAAAGUUGCAGCUCUUCUUGAAUUGGAAAAACAGAAAAAGAAAGACCUCGAAAAAGCAACCUCAUCUCAAGCUACCCAGCCAAUUCCACCAACUAAGGAACCAGAACCUAUUGCUGUUACCAAAAUACCCGAGGCUCCGGAAAAAGAACCUGCAAAUCCAGCUGAGGUACCACCUCCGAUUCAGUCUGAAAAAAUCGUGGUCAAUGACGCUGCCAAAACUGCAGUAAGACAAGCAGUAGCAUCGUUUAUUACACAGAUGGCUGAGAAGAACCACACCAGUAAAGCCAAUCCAAACGUUUCUCAAAUUUUGACAAUGAUCAACAAUUCCGUCAAGAGCAAAGAAAACUCGGCCAAAAUCAGGGAGAUAUUACUUAAAGCUGUUGCCAAGCCUAACCAGAACAAUCCUCCAGCUGAGAUUCCAGGACCACCUAAGAGCGAGGCUAGUGCAACAACCUCAGCAACCACGUCCGAGUCUCCAUCCGUUGUGACUGCUGCUAAAUCGGCCUCUUCUAAAGAAAUAGUGGCAAAACCUGCGAUUCCAAAACCUCUCUCGAGUAAUGAUGUGAGCCCAAGUAUUGUUGAAACUGCACCAAAAUUGUCAAUGGAAAAGCCUGCGUGUCCUCCAUCUAGACCAACCAUCGUUUCGCCACUAGAUCGACCACCUUCAGUUACUUUAUCUACCACACCUGAUCCUGCUACAUCAAAUGUGAUACCAGAAAAUCCUAAAUCCCCUUCUGCUAAAGAGAAUGGUUGCACAGAGGAGACAACGCCUGAGACCCAGUUCUCACCUAUAAUCAAAGAGGAGCCAGAGGAAGUGGUGCCUAUUUCUCCUCCAGAAAACGAGAUGCCAACAGUUACACCUAUUCAAAUUGAAUCAAAAGUGGAAAUCUGCAGCCCCCCAUCUUCAACCUCACCAACAGAAGUACCUACACCGAUCCCUUCGGCCACAGCAACACCAACCUCGACCAGCUCUGAGUCUCCUGAUGCGAGUAACAAGCGGAAGAGGAGUUCCUCGCUGAACGGUUCUGGCAGUGAUAACAGUGACAGUGAUGACGAAGGUACUAUGCCAUCACUAGACGAUGUUCCUGCUCUGGAAAGCGUUCCUGCUAAAACAUCUACCUCACAAAACCAAUUUAGGGCUAUGCCUAACCUUAAUAUUGCCCAUGUCAAUGAAAGCUGUCCUCCAAUGUCAACAAACACAUUGCCUCGUCUGAACCCUCCAAUGUUGGUGAAGAAAGAACCCACCCCACCCCCUUCAUCACUAAAAUCAGCGCCUUACCAAUCACCACCCCCAAUGUACUGCAGGUCUUCAAGCAACCCUGAUGGGCUUCCGAAUAGAGGUAACACCAAUGGUGGUCCUCCCAAUCAGUUCCUUCAGCAGCCUCUUGUUGGAAACAAGAUGGCUCUAUCAAACUUCAUGCACUUACCUCCUGAAAGUGCGAGGCUUGCACUGACUCCGGCUCAACUCAUGGCCCUCAACGUUCCUAAUAAGAAAGGUCCGAAAGCUCCUAGAGUAAAGAAAGAGAGACCUCCUCGCAAGAAGAAACCAAAAGAUCCUGGGCUGGUCAAAAAGCGCGAAAAGAAACGGAAAAUCGACAAAGUUCAGACUUUGAAACAAUUUGAUUUUCCACACGUGGAUAAAACCGUUGACAGUACAGUGGGUUUUUAUCCUAAAAACCAACCUACUUUGAACGAUUCAAGUCACGUUUUUCGACGGGGAAUGUCAGAGAUUCACCAACCAUCCACAACAUGCUCCCAACCCCAGCCUUUCUUCAGACAAAACUCGGAGCCCAUCUUGCAACGAGGACCAACCUUUAACAACGGUAUGUUGAACAGGAACAGUUCAGAUGAAGUUCAGUACAAAGCUGAAGAUUUCUUUGCUGGCUCAAGUAACUCUCAAGUUAACAGCCCUGCAAAAAGUGGGUUCUUGAGCGAUUCGCCUUACAACAGUCAGUCGAGUAUUUUACUGUCACCAUCCCCAGCUGAUGCUUCACUUUUUAGCCCUACGAGCUCUGAAAACUUGAGUUCUGAGCAGAUUAUCGAUGACGACAGUCAGCUGGAAAAUGUAGAUCUGGGAAUUCUAAACGAGUUGGAUGGAUGUGAUCUGACUGAUGAACAAGAAAAACUUCGGCAAGUGGUUCCUAAACCUAAGAGAGGAAGAAAGCCCAAAGAUCCUAACAAACCGAAAGCUCCACCAAAACGCAGAAAACCCAAGGCAAAAGCGGGCAUGCAAGCUCAGAUGAAUGGAAUACUAAAUGCACUACCGGUUACCAGUCCUUUCACAUCUCCAACACAUCCUCACAACUUCCCCGGAUUUCCGAAGCCAGAUGGUCAAUUUCCAACUAACCCUGGUGACGAAACCUCCCCCACAAAAUACUUCUAUUACCCAGAUGGAAGUAUGUAUCCUCCUGGCAAUGCAGCAGCUAAGUUAGCGAUGAUGCCACCAAGUCUCCAGCCACACACAGUCCAGCAACCAGCUCAACUGGACCAACUUCAGCACUGCUCCAGUGUCAUCCCUCCAGGACAGGCGCCAGUGCCCUGUCAGUACAGUACAGAGAGCACCGGUUAUGUGCAGUCUGCCCCCACUGCAGCGGCUCCACUCUCACACUACUCACCCGACCAACCCUCCACUCCCAAGUUGAACUAUAACAGUCUCCAGUACCCUCCAGUCACCAGCUUUGACGCAGGCAGCAUUUAUUCUGGUCCGAACAGUACACUUAUUAAACAGGACCCCUUGGAACAGGCUGUGAUGGUCAAGGGAGAAGAGCCUGACCCCGCUGCUGUGGGAAUGAACCCUAACGUUGGUUUCGGAAUGCCGCAGUACCCAGUCACCCAACCCUACAGCGCUGAAAUGUUCCCGACUUCACUAUACCCCGACCAUUCGGGGUUCAACUCUUCCGCUCAAAUGUCCACAGCUCCCGGAGCAUCCGCCCAUCCGCCCAACAGUAACUUCAAUCAGUAUCAAAACUUUCGGAACUUUUAAGAUUUUUAUUGUUUGAAAUUGGACAUUCAUAAUGUUGUACUAUGAGAUCUAUGAUAAUAAUAGGUAUAUUUUGAAUUUUGUAGAAGUGUGCAAAGGUAUUAGGGAAUGACAGUGCUGUAAAAAGUACUGUAAAAGGUACUGUAUAAGGUACAGUAGUAGGUACAGUAGUAGCUUCUGACCUGUACCAUCGUAGGACUGCACGACGUCUCAUCUUACCAUAAGGCUGGAUCAGACUUAAAUAUCAUUGUAAUUUAUUACGAACUGUUUUACCCGAUUUGACAACUUACAACUCUUAGUAAUUUUACCCCUCUCAUUUAUCAUAUAUCUUGAAUGUCGGGUCAUUUUGAACAACGCUCCACGCUUUGAUCUACCUAAUGAACUAAACGCUAAAUUUCAAACUAAAAUCAAAUUAGCUGGAUUAAAAUUAUAACUGACCCGAGUGCAGGCUGUACAUGAUAAUUGUUUGCUGAACCAUUCAUUACACACACUAACUGUUACGAGAGCUCAUGUUUUACAAUACGUAGACGUUGCUGCUAGCGGUGGCGAGCCAAAACACACUCAAACUUUAGAAAACUUGGUCUAAUAGACUAAUAGACCACAUUUCAUUACUUUCUACAUAUUUUGGCUGUACUACUCUUUUUGUUUUAUUCCCGCCGCAUUUUUAUUACAGUAUGCAAUUAAUUUGUAUUGUCUAGAUUGUAUGCCUGACCUCACCGCUGGCAGCAACACCUACAUUUGCAUUAUUUUACCUGAUUUUAGCGAAUAAAUUCAAACAGGGCUUUAAUCCGGGUUUGAGAAUUAAGCACAGCUUUAAUAGACAAUAGAAUGUUUUAUUGAUAACCGCACUUGAGGUGUUUUUUCCUACACUUCCUCGACACUAACCUUGCUAAGUUUAUAACGAUUAAUUAAUAAACUGUCGAGUAGGGUUGGUGAAGUACUUCAGGGUUUUUUGAAAAAGUUAAAGAAGUAAAUUAUAUUGAUUUAUAGAAUAUAACCACACGAGAAGCUGUGUAAAUCACGUUUUUCCUGUUAUCAUAAAGUUGCAUUAAUACUAAGUUAUAGAAUUGUUUAUAUAAUAUAUUAUACCCGCCGUGCGAGCGACCCCCGAGUUUUGGCUGUUUUUGAGACGUAAUCCCCGCGUAACUAUUUGGAUAUUAUUUAACAUUAUAGCUUGGGGCUGAUACGUUGAUUAGCAGUAUGCAAGAAUGAAGAUUGUUGAUUGGAUGUGGUUCUUAGAGCGGUCCGUCCA